AUGGCCGCUGAGACUUCUCGCAAUCGCGGAGAUCAGAUCCUCUCGGCCAAAAAGAAGCUCAAGAGCUACCGCGCAAAGCAAGCCCUGAUGGCUCAGAAGCGCUCCUCUGCUUCUCUGUCCCAUUCUCACACGCACUCGCACUCGCACUCGCACUCGCAAUCCGGCUCUGGCGUCCGCGUCAGCAACACUCCUCCGGCUGCAGCUGUCGUAGAGGCUCUUUCAAAUGAGAUUGUUUCUCAGGCUUCCACCUCUGCCACCUCCGUCGCCAACGCGACCUCUUCACACCCACGUCCACCAUCCACCUCUGCUCACCGCCGAGCUCAUUCGCGCGCCGGCUCCAUCUCCAUCACACCCAAUGCAUUGUUCUCGCACGCAAACACAAUAGCUUCCACCCCUGCCCUUGCCUCGGCAUCAGCGCUCGCAUGUUCUGCUCCCAUCGUCGCCCCAAGCGCAGGCCACACUCGAACCCACUCGAGAUCGCAUUCACGAUCCUAUUCUCGCUCUCGCCCCGUCAGCAUUGCCAUGCUCGGUGCCAAGAAGCAAGAGCCCGUCGUUGUCGCCAUUGAGCAUCCCGCCGAGUCAGAGACCGCUCUCGACGUCAACUCCCAACGUCGAUCACACCAGUUCCUCGACUCUUCGACCUUGUUUGGUGGUCCCAUCUCUUCUGCAGGUCUACGACCUACCUCUGUGUCUUCAUCAAAGCGCUUGAGUAAUGUCUCUCCUGUAUCUCCCGCCCUUUUCGAUCGACCUCUCUCCCAAAGUAUCGCUGGCGUUGUCUUGCCUUCGCCCUCCACCCCGGCUGCACGUCACUCUAGGCGUCUCAGCCGACAUGUGCGUACCUCGAGCGUCGCCACAAAACGCGAAAGCAUGGAGAUCAUGGGUGGUCUCGGCGCCGGCGCCGGCCUCGGUCUCGACAUGCCCAUUCCAACGUCACCCUUACCCUCGGCGGGUCUUGCAAGACGUCGCAGCUCGCGCAUGUCGAAUCUUCCCUCGGCCAGCGUGCUCUUUACAUUCUCUGAUUCUACCCCGUCCAACGCCAACUCGACCACCACCAGCAACGCUAACGCCAAUGCCAACGUCAAUGCCAACGCCAAUGCCCACCUCACCAGAAACAGCACCCGUCUAAGCGGCCAUCAGUGGGACUGGAAGAAAGCCAUCGCCGAUGCCGUCAAUCAAGUCGAAGAAAGCAGCCAAUAUCGUCUCACCGCUCUCGACAAACUCGAAGGCCGCACAUCCACUGCGCACCGUGCCCCCACUGAUGCUCCCUCCUCUGCCACCGUUGCCGCUUCACGUGCUUCUCGUCGUCUCUCUGGUCACGCCAGAACCGGAAGCAUCCAGAUCCCAAACCUCGACGAAAUUCAUCAGAACGAACUCGACGAGCUCAGAGCAAGUUGGAACUCGCAAGCAUUCGACGGCAGCAACACUUCUGCCUCUGCUUCGAUCCCGCUGUCUGCUCCCGCCGUGUCGACGACGAAUCGUCGCGAAAGCUGGGGUCGCAACCUCGUUCCACCUUCGCCUUCCUCGCUCCUAUCUGCUGGGUUUUCGUCCCCAGCAUUGCCCAACGCAUACCUAGCCAGCCCAGGUCGACCAGAAUCGAUAAUCGCCGAGUCGCCGCUCCCGGAAGGUCUUGGUACUCUCAUGGAAGAAGAAGAGGAAGAGGAUGUCACCUCGCCUAUCCGCGAGCGCUCCAGCCUCGAAAUGCCACUCGUUGGCCGUACAAAUACUGAUGACGAGCUUCGCAAACAGCGUCGCGAGGCUCAAGACGAGACUGCCAAACGCAAUCGACGCGCCAGCCUUGCACCCAAGCCUCUCAAGCUGAAAUCUCGUCCACCCAGCCUCUUCCUGACGCCCUCGCAGCGCAGCGGUCUUACCAGUAGCCCAUCGAUGCCCAACUUUCCUACCUCUCCUCUUGUGGCUCCUUCAAUGGCCGAUGAGACAACCCCGAGAGCAUUCAUGGCCAUCUUUCCUGAGGCUGCCGACGAUGACGAAAGCCAGGUGCUUGAGCAGACCAACGAUUCGGACGUCUCAAUGACACUGCCAAGCCGCAGCACCACCUGCCCCGGCUUGUCCUCUCUCGCCAACGUCUCUGAGCAAAUGGAGCAGACAAAUGGCCAAGAGUCACGGUUCACCACCCAAGCUGCAUCGGAUGAACAUGCUCAAACGCCCAAGGAGCCAAACACUUCUGUCGACACCGAUCCUCCUGCUGAAGAGGCGGCAACUCACGAGCAACGACAGCUUGAGCAGCUUCAGCAACAGAUUCUUCGCGCUCAUCGCAGCUCGGUCAUUGCUCCUUUCUCCGCCACUUCCUCGUCCAUCGACUCGCCUUCCCUUUCCUCGGCAAGCACUGCAUCGUCGCGACAGGGCAUGCGUACUCUACGUCUCGGCUCCCAAGCAAAUCUUUCUUCCAUCAUCGAGUCCGCAACCGCCAGCAGCGCAGCUUCCGCAAACAUCGCUUUAGGAGCCGCCUCUGCCGCCGCCACCCCGUCAUCCCAGCGUCGUCGCAGUCUCAUCAUUGGCCCUCUUUCUACCGUUCCAGUGUCCAACUCGUCUUCUCGCGACAGCGACUUUGUCGCUUCCUUUAGCAACUCAGCUGCUUCGAGCCGUUCCGCUCGAAGAUCUUCCAUCAUUUACAAGCCUUCUACCGCUUCGAUGUCCGAUAACCAAUCUCCGCACUCAGCAACCGACUCGAUCGUCAGUCUCGGUGGUGUGCCACUUGCGGUUCAUGACGAGCUCAAAGUCAAAGCGAACCGCGAUGCUGCGCUUCUGGAGUCGACCAAACAGCAGGUCGAGCUGCUCGAGCGUGAGCUCGCCAACGAGGCUGAACGAAGUGCACGCGAAAAGGCGGAGCUGGAGCAGUGGAACAUGGACAAGGAAGAGCAACUCUUUGACCGUGCACAGCGUGCCGAGACCGCGGCUCGUCAAGCCCAAGAUGCGCUCGCCACGAUGCGCUCCGAUUUUGAUCAUGCCAAGGAGCAGUUGGAAGAUCUGCAGGCUGAGCGCGAGGUGCUACAAGAUGAUAUUGAAGGCUGGCGCUCACGUUGCCAGGAUCUCGAAAAGACCUUGCGCGCCGAAAAGGCCAAGUCAGACGAGCACCGCAAGCUUCGUGCUGCUGCGCGUCUGCGCAUCAAACAGCUCACCGAUGCUAUCGAGCAGGGCAGCGCCAACGUGCCCGCCGAUGAGCUAUGCGUCCUUGCAGCUCUCGAGAUGCCUCAACUCGACCUAGCUAGCGUGCUCAAGAGUCCUAGCCUUGGAGCUGUCAGUCCCAACCCGAAUCUCACCCCUCGGCUUUCGCCGAGCAUCGCAAGCGAGGAAGCUCCCCCUCAGAUUACCAAGCUGCUUGCGGACAUGCGUCAGCAGAUCUUCAACUUGGCUGGCAGCCUUGAGCAUGAGCGUAAGCAGCACCUUCAAGCCAAGCACGAGGUGGCUAGGCUGCGACUCGAGGCUCAGCACCAUCAACAGCCAGCUAUGAGCGAGCAGCUCAGCGAGAAGGAGACUUCCUUCUCCGCUGCCGCUGCUGCUGAGGACCAGCGUUUCCCUCUGCAAGAUGACAGCCGGGACAUGUCGACAUCGGAAUCAUUCAGCUCGGUGCGACCGUCGAGCGGUGUGCUCGGCAAGAACAAGCGCCACAUGUUUGCCUACGACUCGAGCAUGGGCAGCUUUGGACAGUCGCAGAGCAGUGCUUCGCUUUCCAUGACGAACAUGACGGACGACACAGCCCCCACAGACAACGAGUCAGACAUGUCGGACUCCUUUUCCACCAAGCUGCCAACCUCGGAAAGCGAUCUGAUCGGUCUCGGUAUGGGCAGUUUGCAGACGCUGGAUGAGAUCGAGGAGGUCUCCGAGGUGUCGGAGAGUGUUGCGGGCAGCAACGGCACUCUGAGCGCCGCCUUAGCCACUAGUCCAGCUUGGAUCGAUGUUGAGGCGGCCGAAGAUGGCGCUUUGCGACCGAGCUUGGAUGUGAGCGAGGCAAGCUUUGACGCAACCUACCAGGACGCUGACCAUGCUCCGCCAACGCCAGAUCUGUACCGAUCAAUGGAGCCUGCCUACAUGAACGCCACCAAACGCUUUGUCAAAAGCAACGUCGCUGAUUCGACUGAGCACAGCACACACGCUUCUUCCUCUUCUAGCUCGGGUGAAAGCCACGCUGCGCCUUCGACCCCACCUCAGCAUGCCAUAGCACGACUUGACGACGCCGGCGUUGAGGCCAACUUUGCGACGCGCACGUGCACGCGCACGCCUUCGCCUCGACCCGAGUUCCACCGCGAGUGGAGCUUCGAAUGGGGCAAGUCGCGCUCGCUCAAGAUGCCCAGCGCACAGCACACGGUCGAAGACUUUUUCGGCAUUCUGUGUGAGGAUCGCCUUCCGCCCCUGAGCACUUCCGAGGAGCCUCUCGACUUGCCACCUAUCUCUCUCUCGUCCAACGGUACGCUGUUGCCCACAGCGCGUCUAAGCAAGGACGGAAAACCCGUGACCAUUGGCGUCGCAAUGACACGGUCCGCAAGCAUCUUUGGAGGCAAGCGACCGCCCGUUGCUCGAUCAGCCUACCUGCGCGAGAGCUUUGAUUCCACCUCGAACUCCAACAUUGCCCAUCACGAAAACGCGCAGUCGAUUGGAAUUAGUGGAUAUGGACACGAAGCGCACUCGUCAUCAGCGUCCGGCUUGGUCGCCUCGAUUGGAUCGCGAGCUUUGAGCAGGAUGAGCCUGCAGCACCUCACCGGCGCGUUCUCGGGUUUGAGUGGAUAUCUGACCAACCAGAGUGGCGCCGCUGUGACGGCCGCCAAGAUGUGCAACGCUGGUGGCAUGGAGGAGGGCAACAGCGGGGUGAACUGGGCUACCGCUCAGCGCCACACACUUGACGAAAACAAUCAUGUGUUUGACGCCCAGGACCUUCGAUUCGAUAUCGAGUCGGGCGCCGGCAGGAUCGGCAAGUACGACCGAGGCUCGGCGGGCAAGCAGCUUUCCUGGACUACCGAGUCUGCAACCGCAACAAGGCAGCAGGGGCACGUACAACCGCUGUCGACAAGGAGGUACUUGAGAAAGUCAGCUGUCGUCGCACCCAAACCUACGCCUGUCUGGCAACUCGAUUUCUCCACCAGCACGGGUGCCGGCGCCGGCCCCGUCUUCACUUUGUAA
Mycosarcoma maydis (corn smut) is the source of this 5133-nucleotide messenger RNA. RefSeq lists its product as uncharacterized. The transcript has a single exon. The record is from RefSeq and is a predicted model, not a curated record. Lineage: Eukaryota; Fungi; Basidiomycota; Ustilaginomycetes; Ustilaginales. Bases 1 to 5133 code for a protein of 1710 amino acids.